AUGAAUGCGCUCCCUCCACCUGACAAGACCUGGUUGCUGGACACCUUUGGGACCGAUGGGACAGUGCUGGACCACCAGUUCUGGGGGCGCAUCCGACCCCUGACGGACUAUCCUCUCAAUCGCUUCCUGACCCUGAUCCCAGGCUUCAGCACCCGGAAUACUUUCUUGGGGGCGGCGACCGUGGAACGCCGCUCUGAGGACUCCGUCACCGCCCAGCUCCCCCAGCGGAGCUGGCAGUGCGUGCUGUGGAGCAAGGUGCACCCGUGGCUGAACUCCUCCUUGGGAUGGCCAGCUUACCACCAGAACCUGCUGCGAGAGUACUCGAAGUACUGCAAGGUCAUCGCAACCAUCGACAAGCAGGACACCUAUAAGACCGAGCGGAUCUUACGGAGCUGCUGCCCCGAAGUGGAUGUCCGCAAUGUCCAGUCCCCGGCGGCGUUCCGGGACCUCUUGCAAGGAUCGGCCGUCUACGUGGGCGUAGGUGAGCCUUUGAUCGCACCCUCCUGCUUCGAAGCAUUGAGCGUCGGGACCCAUGUGAUCCAACCCCGAAUUCCCGAGCCUCACGCGGUGCCAAACAAGCCCAUCACGCAGAAAUGGACGUCUCAACAUCCAUUCUUGGAGCAGGUACCGGAGCCUUUUGCUUACACCGUCGAUCCGCUGGACUUCAAGGCACUCGCCGAGACGUUUAAGAAGCUUCGAGCGGCCUAUGACUCCGUUUAUGGCGGCACGGCCACCGCAGAAGCCAACCCUGAGGCCCCUUCCUUGAAUGCAACUCUUCGGAAGUUCUACGCGGCGGGCGAGUAUCCGGGAAGGGAGGUUUACUCCACAGAAGGUUUCCUCGAGCGAGUCGCGCGCGUCGUGAACAAGACCAGGAGAUUGACAACGGAAGAUUGGGAGUGGGAGAGGCAAGACCAUCCACAGAUGCUUCCUGACAGAGCCUUUCACGCCCAAGCAGCUGGCUGA
Symbiodinium natans is the source of this 963-nucleotide messenger RNA. Lineage: Eukaryota; Dinophyceae; Suessiales; Symbiodiniaceae. The record is from the annotation of a GenBank genome assembly.